UGAGAGUUCCCACAGCUCGAGUGGAAUAGGCAUGUACCAUGCAACAGUGAGGGAAAGGACUGAGAUUGUCGCGGAUCAACAGUGAGGGGAAGGAGAUCGUCGCAGCACCAGUGAGGGAACGGAGGGCGUCGCACCAUUUUAACUAGCAUUCUUGCAGUUUCAGAGCUGUCACCGUGUCACCGUGUCACCGUGCAGUGUCACCGUCAACGUUCCCUUCGUGACGGUGUCAUCCAUGGUGUGCGUGCCGGAGCCAAUACGGAGACAAUCAUAGUGCGAGUGCAACUGAGCUAUACUAUGCCCAUGAGACGCAUGAUACUGCUGGUCGAACGGCGGAAAUAGUCUGCAGGGAUGGGUAAACCCGGCGAAUCUCAGUCGACAUUCACGGACGAGCACGGCGACAUCAUUCUGCUGCUUCUGUGCAUGGCCCUUCUGACUUGCCUCGGUCUCCUGCUCUACAUCGUCUACACCUGGUGGAUGAGGUUGAAGCAAGCACGUGACAAAGCUAGAAGUGGCACGCACCACGUGGCAAUGUCUCGACGUCGUAUCCAGCGACCCCCGCCCAACAUACGUAAGCUACCCUCCAAGUACCGGGAUGUGUUUAGCGUGGACCCUGAGGGCGAGAGUGGUGAUCAGGACUCCGCCUAUGGUGGUGGUGGGGGUAGUGUUGAGGAGGACUCUACGUACAGUGGUGGUGGUGUUGAUGACAACCACAACACUCGCUACGUGUACCACGGCUCGUGGAGAUCACCUGGCGUAAUGGCCGACUACCUCGGUGUGUGUUCACAUUGAUUACCUAAUGCAAGUAAUGGUCUGUCCUUAUACAGCAUAUGUAUACAGUCAGUGCAAUGACAUCAUAUCAUACGGCACCAGUGCCAUGACGUCAUAGUUCCCACACAGUACCAUGAUGAGAUAGUGCCAAUGAUUAUUAUGUGCAGUGUGAUGACGACAUGCUUUGCCAUUUCCUUCUAGGCACCGGCGGAUUCUGCUCGAAAAGGUGGCAGAUUCUGCUCGAAAAGCAGUGAAAUUGGCAGAACCAUACAAACCUUAUGGCGGGCGAUUCCUCGAAUUCUGCUCCAAUUCUUUAUCCACAUACCAAACAUGCAUGAAACUUACCAGAAAAAGUACCGAAUUCUGCCCAAUUUUUCUGCCGGCAUUAUCCACCGGUGCCUAUUUCCUUCCCAUGCACAUGCAUGAUGUGUGGUUCGUGUUGUGUGUAUAUUGGGGUGUCUGCUGUAGUGUAUUAUGCACAUGACAACCCUGCUAGUUUGCUAGAGAUGGCAAAGAAGAUCGCUUGAUUCGCUCACUAGUACGGUAGAGACAAGGAGCCAGAUAUCUGAUCUUGAGUUUUGAGCUUGAAGCGCGGCGACUUGCAACAAUAGUCAUCAUUUUCAUACAAUUGAGCAUACAUGUAAUUCUUUCUCGACAUUCUAAUGUUCAUGCACCAGUGCUUGAAGUAUGUGAUUGGUAUCUUCAUAACCCUAGCAAACCUCAGCUUAUAUUGUACACUAUUAUUAAUUAUUUUGAUUUAUUGACACAUAUGUCCGCCUAUAGCUAUAUCGUGUGGCAACUGCAUAAUUAUGCAUGUAACAUUACUAUAGGAGACUCCCCAAAAAGCAUCCAUUCUCUUUUGGAGAAUCCUCCCUUGAGCAAAAAAAGUUUUAAAAAAACGAAAACAAAAACAAUGCCAUAAUAUUAAAAAGGUGUUAACCUUAAACUUACUAGCUAGAAGAACUCCGAUGGUGAACCACACUCGGCACAGUCGUCGCCGACAUUUUCACCAUCACCUGGCCGUAGUUCCGUUUGCUUUUUGCACUAGGAACCACAACGCGCAGCCGGAGUGGAAAGCUCAACAGCAGAAUUCAACACCCGGACCCAGAGUGUCUUCCACACCAAACCGGCUAAUCCAAUGUACUUGUAGAAAGAACACAACGUCGUUGCAAUGAUCCAUGGCUUUCUCGGUGUCUCAAUGAUCCAUGGCUUUCUCGGUGUCUCAAUGAUCCAUGGCUUUCUCGGUGU
Messenger RNA from Sycon ciliatum, 2016 nucleotides. RefSeq lists its product as uncharacterized. NCBI's taxonomy places the organism in Eukaryota, Metazoa, Porifera, Calcarea, Leucosolenida, Sycettidae. The record is from RefSeq and is a predicted model, not a curated record.